AUUUGAACGACAAAAUGAUAAUUUGAUUUUUAAUCAAAAAAUAAAUUUAAACGAAUCUUUAUGUGGAUUUCAACGUUAUAUAAAACAUUUAGAUGGUCGAAUUAUUCUUUUUGAACAUUUUAGUGGUAGUCCAAUUACUUCAGGUUUGAUAAAUACAAUGAUGAAUUAGAAAAUAGAUUUUUAUUUUUAUUUUUAAAGGUACCUAUCGAUGUUUGAAAGGAGAAGGAAUGAUGAAUGAAAAAACACGUGAAUUCGGAGAUUUACUCAUUUAUUUUCAUGUUGAAUUUCCGACAGAAAAUUCUCUAGUUAAUUCGACGUCUGUUGAUCAUUUUGAACAAAUUCAUCCACGAAAAAAAAAUAAUGAAUUACUUAAUGAGGAAAAUAUUGAAAAAUGUCAACUGUCAGAUUAUGAUUAUUUUAGUUCUCAGAAUGAACAAGAAUAUCAACAUCAACAUUCAGGUUUAAAUGUUUUAAAAGGUUUCUUCUGUCGUUUCCUACUUAAGAUAAAACUAUUAUAUUCUACAUUAGUCAUGAAAAAUAUGAAAUUUUAUGAUAUUUUUGGUAUUACGACUUGUGCUAAAACUGAACAAAUUGUCAAAGAAUGCUUCCAGAAGAAAUUUUAUAUUAAAGUAAAUGAAGCAAAUAGUCAACGAGAAUAUGGGCCAUCAAAAACCAAAGAUGUUCAAGUUUCACUCAAAAAUGCAACAGAGAAUGAAAUAAAAAAAGCCUAUCAUAAAGCUGCUAAGAUACAUCAUCCAGACAAAAAUCCAGCUGAUACUGAAAAGUUCAAAGAAAUUAGUUUUGCCUACGAUGUUUUAUCAGAUCCAAACAAAAAACGUAUAUAUGAUAUGUACGGAUUAGAAGGUCUGAAAGAAGGUGGUGGAGGUGGCGGUAGUAAUUUUACUGAUAUUCUCAGUUCAUUGUUUGAUUUUCCUGGUGAUAGUGGACAUGGUUCACCGUUCGGUAAUAUUUUUGGUGGCAGUAUGUUUGGCGGCGGUGGUGGUGGUGGUAGAAGACAAAAUCGAAAACGUCGAGGAGAAGAUGUUGCUCAUCCAUUAAAAGUGACACUCGAACAAAUGUAUAAUGGUGAUACGAGAACUCUUGAAAUCAAUCGAAAAGUCAUUUGUAGUCAAUGCAAUGGAGCUGGCGGACGUGAAGGUGCUAAACAAUCUUGUACAACUUGUCGAGGACAUGGUAUUCAGUUUAUUACGAGGCAAAUAGGACCAAAUAUGAUGCAACGUAUGCAACAAAUUUGUAAAGAUUGUAGUGGUGAAGGAGAAAUAAUUAAUGAAAAAGAUCGUUGUAAAAUGUGUAAUGGAAAAAAAGUUGUGGAUCAAAAGAAAAAAUUAGAGAUUGUUAUUUCACCGGGUAGUAAACAUGACCAACAAAUACCAUUUCCUGGGGAAAGUGAUCAAGCGCCUAAUACGGAGCCUGGCGAUGUGAUAAUCGUCUUACAACAAGAACCACACGCACAAUUUCAACGUAGUGGCGAUAAUUUAAUUAUGAAACAUAAAAUUAAUCUUGCCGAAUCACUAUGUGGAUUUCAAUUGAUAAUAACACAUUUAGAUGGACGAAAAAUUGUAAUAAAACAUCCACCUAAUAAUCCUAUUGCACCUGAUACAUAUCGGUGUGUGAAAGGUCAAGGAAUGAUUAAUAUGAGAACACAUGAUAUGGGAGAUUUAAUUAUACAAUUUGAUGUUGAAUUUCCACAUGAAAAAUUUUUAACGGAUUCUGCAGCACUUAAACAACUUGAAUCUAUUCUUCCAACAAAAGCGAAAGUUGUCAUUCCUGAAGGUGAACAUGUUGAAGAAGCUCAUAUGAUCGAUUUUCAUUCAACAAAAUCUGCCCAUGAAGGAGGUAAUCGCAGUGGUGGACGUGAAGCUUAUGAAGGUGAUUCAGAUGAAGAAGGUAUGCACGGUCCUGGUGUACAUACAUGCAAGUCUCAAUAA
This is a messenger RNA of Didymodactylos carnosus, 1949 nucleotides long. The record is from the annotation of a GenBank genome assembly. NCBI's taxonomy places the organism in Eukaryota, Metazoa, Rotifera, Eurotatoria, Philodinida, Philodinidae.